This is a messenger RNA of Chenopodium quinoa (quinoa), 1416 nucleotides long. RefSeq lists its product as uncharacterized. NCBI's taxonomy places the organism in Eukaryota, Viridiplantae, Streptophyta, Magnoliopsida, Caryophyllales, Amaranthaceae. The transcript has 2 exons. The coding region runs from base 1 to 1416 and encodes 471 amino acids. The record is from RefSeq and is a predicted model, not a curated record.
AUGAAUCAACAAAUCCAAGAGCUUAAGGCUCGCAACAAUAUGGUUGAUUCUCAAUUAGCUCAAGUGGCCGAAAAUUCUUCCUUAAACUCUUCUUCUAAACUACCCGGACAACCAAACACAAACCCAUCUCACAACCUCAAACAACCCGACACAUGCAAGGCGAUCACCUUGAGAUCGGGAGCUUCUUAUGAAGGCCCAAAAGGGAGUGAGGAGGUAGAGAAAGAAGGGGAAGAUAAGAAGGGAGAUGAGGAGUUAAAUGUUGAGAAAGAAGUUGAAUACAAGAAGUCCAAGGGUAAGGACCUCAUUGACACUAGCAAGUAUGAUAAUCCGGUACCUUAUCCCGGGAGGGUUGCGGAACGAAGGUUGAAUGACAAAUUUGCAAAGUUUCUUGAUGUGAUGAAAGGGUUACACAUCAACCUACCUUUCCUUGAAGUGGUGACACAAAUACCAUCUUAUGAAAAGUUCCUCAAAGAUAUCCUAUCGAAUAAAAGGAAGCUCAAGGAUGAAUUUAUUACACUUCCACAUCAAGUGAGUGCGCUUGUUCAACAUAAGAUGCCAAAGAAGCAAAGAUACCCCGGAAGUUUCACAUUGCCGGUCAAGAUUGGCAACUUGGAGCCCAAAGGAGCUCUAUCCGACCUUGGGGCUAGUGUUAGCCUAAUGCCAUUGUCCAUUUCUCAACAAUUGAAUAUCGAGAUGACACCCACAAGGAAGACCAUUCAACUAGCCAACCGAUUGGUUAAGUUGCCUUGCAAAGAAAUUGAAGAUGUCCCCAUUCAAGUGGGACACAUUUAUGUACCUUGUGAUUUUGUUGUAAUGGAUAUUGAGGAGGAUGAGAACACUCCUUUGAUUCUUGGAAGGGAAACAUUGAAGACAUUAGGGGCCGUCAUUAAUUGCAAAAACAAUACCAUUACUUGUGAAGUAGCCGAUGAAAAGAUUGUUUUUGAAUUCUCUAAGAUACUCAAGACCCCCAUGGUUGAGAAGUGUUGUAGGGUUGAUGUGGUAGGUGAGGAGUUGGAUCAUUUGGGAAGGGUUAUGAUGAGCCCUCAAGAUCCAAUGGUUGAGGCUCUUACAUGCGAGGAAGAGUACUACUCUCACGAGGCAAAGGAGUUUGUCAUGACUAUUGAAGAAGCCAAAAGAGAGAAAGAGAACGAUCCUAAGCAUGAUGAGCUAGCACAAGAAGAGGAGAAAUUGGAGGAGAUGCAAGCUCCAGAUUUGAGCUUGCCAUUUGAACUAAUGUGUGAUGCUAGUGACUUCGCAGUGGGAGCCGCAUUAGGUCAAAGAGCAGGAGGCAAGCUGCAUGUUAUUUCCUAUGCUAGUAGAACCUUGGAUGAUGCCCAAAAGAAUUAUACUACUACAGAAAAGGAGAUGCUUGCAAUUGUGUUUGCUAUGGACAAGUUUCGGCCCUAUCUUGUUUGA